Bactrocera oleae (olive fruit fly) is the source of this 1792-nucleotide messenger RNA. It is a transcript of the gene cl, whose product is annotated as thioredoxin domain-containing protein 17 clot. Gene Ontology annotation, cellular component: cytosol. Gene Ontology annotation, molecular function: protein-disulfide reductase [NAD(P)H] activity. The record is from RefSeq and is a predicted model, not a curated record. NCBI's taxonomy places the organism in Eukaryota, Metazoa, Arthropoda, Insecta, Diptera, Tephritidae.
AGAAAAUAAAAGUGACAACAAUAAGCCACAUACAAGGGGCUGAAAACCACAAAGAUUUCUAUUAUUAUAAUUUUAAAUCAACUUUAAGAAAAGGUGAUGUGAUUUUUAAAGAUACUUAUCGUAUCCUAUAAAAAUUCCUAUGGACAUUACAAAUCUUCUUUAUUGACAUACAAUUUUAGUUUAAAAUCGGUGAAAGGCAAAAAGAAUACUUGAUAAAUGAUGACACUGUCAAGUGUAUUUUACAUGUUUUUGACAGUUACAUAUAGAGUUGCCAACACUCAUUUCUCAUUUUUGUGGUAUUAUUGUGCGAAUAACCCCAAUAAAUUUUUCACAUUGAGAAUAUAAUAGGCCUGUAUCUUAACUGCUAACUAUCGUUAGCUGGCAAAGUUUCUGCUGGAAAAGUGUUUCUUAACCUAAAAAACCAGCAGCAAUUAGCAAAAGUUGAGAGCGUAAAAAGCUGAGAGAGCUGCUAGGUACUGCUAGUGAAAUUUAUACUAGCAGAAAAUAGCUACUGCCAUAUGAAAAAAACAACUGAUACAGCACAUAUGUAUACAAGCGAUAUUUGACGUAUUCAAUUUUGAUUUGGUUUGUUUUAAUAGUUUUAAAUUGUGAAAAUAAAAUUUCAAUUGAUUAAUUUUUAAGUGUUGAUAUGAAGUGAUUGUAAAAAAUUAAAUGUUGUUAUUUCCUUUCUAGUUUCUAGUGGUUUUACGAUUCUUAAUUUUUUCGUUAUUUGUGAGAAGUCAAUUUUCUUCUCCCUGCUAGCCAGUGGAUACCAGCAGUCAAGUUACAGACCAAAUGUUUUUCUUGCUAUUUCACAAGAAAAAACAGAGUAUUAAAUUAAAAUAGUAUAGUAAUAGGAAAUACCGAAUCACCACUUAAACGGAUUCUUCGUGAAUACACUCAUUAGAAAAUCAUUACAUUUUCUCGACCGUUUGGCAACACCACCAAAUAUUUUCUGGAAUUUGCUUUGCUUAUCACACAUUUUAUUUUUUUACGGGCGGUGAACAUACUUGAUUUUUUUAUCUCUGCUUGUACGUCAAGCAAUUGUUUGUCAAAACGCGUCUGCUACAGAAUAUAAUUAAAUCGUUGAAUACUUCAACGAUUUCACAACGCCUCUCAACUUCAGCUGCACAACUAGCAAACAGUGUAGACAAUAGCAAUAAAACAAUGGUUAUCCAACACAAUGUUAAGGGUUAUGACGAGUUUACCAAAUUGGUAGAGGAAUUGGAAUCGAAUGCCGAUGGGCAACCUAUUCAUGUGCUCUUUAGCGGUGGCAAGGAUGAGAAUGGACAGAGCUGGUGCCCUUAUUGUGUGAAAGCUGAGCCGGUUGUGCAUGACGCACUACCCAAAGCUGCGGAAAAAUCGCAUUUCAUUCACGUGGAUGUUGGUGAGCGUGCAUAUUGGAAAGACUUGAAUUGCCCAUUCCGUAAGGAUCCCAACACUCAUCUGAUAUUUUUGCCUACGCUACUGCGUUGGAAAUCGCCACAACGUUUGGAUGGUGAACGUGUCAGCAAUAAGGAUCUAGUGGAAAUGAUAUUCGAGGAUGAGGAUUAAUUAUAUAGCAGUGCUUGUGCGAAUUUGCCAAAUUGUAUACUUACUUGCAAAUCAACACACACACACACCUGUAUUCUAAAUUAGCUUGGCGUUAAUAUAUAUGUAUGCCUGUGUAAACCGCGAUAUUAUAAAUUAUAUUAUUUUCGUUAAAAUUUAAAUAUAACUAUUGGAAUGUUUUAUUUGAAUUUCACUAUUUAAACCACGUGGUGUAAUUAAAGUGCGUUGUAUAAAUUAAUAA